AUGUCUCUCCUCUCCCUCGCCAAUGAGAUUCUUCUCAUUAUCGCAUCCAACCUCUCCACUCGUGACCUGAUAAACUUUCAGGUCAACCACCGUUUACACUCUCUCCUCACACCCACUUUGACCCGCCUCAUGCUCGCUAGGAAAGACCCCCUCCUUCUCUGGGCCGCGCACAAGGGCCGCGCACCACUUCUCCGGCGACUUCUCGCCAACGGCGCCUCCCUCGCCUACGUCGGCAACCGGCACGAUUGGCCACGCAAAGAGCUUUACCAGCAGCGCACCGUCCUCCAUCUCGCCUCGGAGUGCGGACACGUAGAGCUUGUAAAGCUGCUGAUUACCGAGGGCGCCGACGUUAACAACGCACAGCACAAACCACAGCAGUACGCGUCGACAGCGCUGCACCUCGCGGCGAAGCGUGGGGAUGUGGCGGUGGCUGAGGCGCUUGUGGACGGCGGUGCGGAGCUGGAGCUCAAGGACCGGUCGGGUGCAACAGCGUUAUUUUUUGCUGUCAAGGGUGGGCAUAAGGAGGUAGUCAAGUUUUUAGUGGAGAGGGGAGCCGACGUCAAUACGACAGAUUGCGCAAUGACAACUCUGUAUCAGAUGGCUUCCACCCGCGGGUUCCCGGAGAUCGGGGGGGUCCUGUUGGAUGCGGGAGCUGUGCCAGAAGCGACAGAUGAGGAUCAGUCCACCGCCGCGGAUUCGAACCCCCCCAGAGUCGCACUAACCGCAACGGCCUGGGGCCUGUGGCCUAUUUGCGCGAAUUUGUUUCUCGAUUCGGGAAGAUUAAAGUUACCAGCAAAGUGGGGACGUAUGAUAAGAAGGGAGUUCGGGCUUCUGGCCUGUUAUUCCAAAAAGGAUUUCGAAUCGUGUGUUUUUCCCCCAGACGCCGCCCCAGGACUGCGGGGCUCCCUCCCGGGGAUGUUGAUUGAGCACCUACAGGAAGGUGGAGUUAUUAACAGUAUCGUUAUUUAA
This is a messenger RNA of Morchella importuna, 969 nucleotides long. RefSeq lists its product as uncharacterized. Bases 1 to 969 code for a protein of 322 amino acids. The transcript has 2 exons. Lineage: Eukaryota; Fungi; Ascomycota; Pezizomycetes; Pezizales; Morchellaceae. Gene Ontology annotation, molecular function: protein binding. The record is from RefSeq and is a predicted model, not a curated record.